This is a messenger RNA of Hydatigera taeniaeformis, 732 nucleotides long. Lineage: Eukaryota; Metazoa; Platyhelminthes; Cestoda; Cyclophyllidea; Taeniidae. The record is from the annotation of a GenBank genome assembly.
AUGACCAGCAUGUCCGACGUCGAAGCUUGCAAUCUUGCCCGAGAUGGCAAAAUGGCAGAGUUGGUAAGCAGAAUAAAUGCCGACCCUGGAUUAGUCAAAUUGAAGGACAGUUCAGGGCGUACUGUUUUGCAUUGGAGUUCCUGCGGAGGACAUAUCGAACUAGUCAAACGGCUGAUUCAGGGUGGAUGCCUACCGGACGAGCCUGACUCAUCAGGUUGGACCCCUCUGAUGAUCGCUGUGUCGGCGGGUCGGGAGGACGUCGUCGCGUACCUUCUAAACGCAGGUCUUUCUGUUGAUGUCAAUGUGGUAAACUCAACAGGUCAGAAUUGCCUCCAUUAUGCUGCCUCAAAAAAUCGACUCUCGAUAGCAAGACGCCUCCUACUGGCAGGAAUACAGGCGGAUUUGCGUGACUGGGGUGGAAACACGCCCCUUCAUCGAGCCGUGUCUCGAGGUCAUACGGACAUGGCCAAGAUGUUGCUGGCUGGAGUCGCCCUUGCAGAUACAGGUGUUAAUCGGGAUAUCAGCAAAUGUUCACCAAACACUCCUAAUGACGCCGGACAAACUCCACUACACAUUGCCUGUGAAGAGGGAAAUACAGAAAUUAUGAAGAUUCUUCUCAUAACUGGUGGGGAUCUCACUGUGAAAGACAAGGAAGGUCGAGCACCUGGAGACCUGGCGCCGGAUAAUCUUCGAUUUUCCAUCCAGAGCGAUCUCAAAUUGCAGUCUCCGUAG